GAGGAUUGAAAUUUUGGAUUUAUGGUUUAAUUGUAAAAAAAGCCUUCGCGUACUAUGUAAACCAGUCUAGUAUGGAUGGAUUAAUGGCCAUUUGAGUUUGAGUGGCCAAAGGAAACAGUUCAAAAUAACGGAAGGGAACUAAGUGAAAAAAUUGGAAGAAAAAAAAUCCAAUUGAAAAGAUUCUGGAGAUCAAAACACUUAGAGUGUGCGUGUCAUUGACAGACAUCGAAAAUGACUUGUUGUAGUUUUGUGGUUUUGGCCAUUAUCGUUGCCUUAGCUUGCAUUGACUGCGCCUGCGUGCAUGCUUACAAAGCCACACAUUACAGUCCAACGCAACAGGUCCAAUAUCUCCCUGUUUCACCUUACGGCUAUGUGGGACCACAACCAGGCAAAUCACAACUAUUUCAAAUAGUCAAUGAAUGGAAAUAUUUGGAUUUUGAAUAUCCCACCUAUGGCCAGAGGCAAAAGUCCAUAGCCAAUAGAGAAUUCAUAGCAGAAAAUAAUUUACCCUUGGGUGUGGAUUUCUACAAGGAUCGCAUAUUCAUAACCACACCCCGCUGGAAGGACGGUGUACCUGCUAGCUUUGGCUAUUUACCCUAUCCUCCUAAGGAACAAAGUCCCCCCAUACGUCCCUAUCCCAAUUGGGAGUCGCAUGGUGAUCCCUAUAAUCCAGAUUGUACCAAGCUCAUAUCUGUCUAUAGAACACAAAUCGAUGAUUGUAAUCGCUUGUGGCUAAUCGAUUCGGGUAUAGUUAAUGCCACGGUAAGCCUUAGUCAAGUGUGUCCCCCGAAAAUUGUGGCCUAUGAUCUGCGCACAGACCAAGCGGUGGUUCAUUAUCAAUUCCCUGCCGAUCAGGUGAAGCAGGACAGUUUACAUUCCAAUAUUGUGGUGGAUGUGCAUAAGGAUCGCUGCGACGACGCCCAUGCCUAUGUCACUGAUGUCUGGCGUUUUGGCAUUGUGGUCUAUAGCCUGAGGAAGAAUCGUAGUUGGCGUGUGACCAACUACAACUUCUCACCCGAUCCGGUGGCCUCAGAUUUCAAUGUGUUUGGCUUGAACUUCCAAUGGCUGGAUGGGGUAUUUGGCAUGAGUUUGUCUAAGGCCAAGACGCCUGAGGAAGAGCGUGUGGUUUAUUUCCAUCCCAUGGCUAGUUUCAAGGAAUUUGUGGUCUCCAAUAGCUUGCUGAAGGAUGAAAGUCUUUGGCCGGCCAAAGCCCAAGAUUUUGCCAAAUAUUUCAUUGCCGUAGGCGAAAGGGGAGUAAAUGGGCAAUCUUCCACCUCGGCCAUUGAUCGCAAUGGCGUCAUGUUCUUUACCCAAGUACAUCGUGACGAUGUGGGCUGUUGGGAUACCAAGAAGCCCUAUGAUGCUGCAAACUUACAUCGUUUCCUGGAGGCCGAAGGCAAUAGCACCCUUAUACAAUUUCCCAAUGACCUGAAAGUCGAUAACGAGCCUACGCAAAGUGUUUGGGUUAUCAGCAAUCGUCUGCCGGUCUAUUUGUAUAGCCAAUUGAAUUAUGAGGAAAUUAAUUUCCGCAUUUUGAAGGCAAAUGCCAAUGAUUUGGUGCAAGGCACUGUGUGUGAUCCCCGGAGUUAUGUGCAUCCCCAACAGCAUUUAGUUCCAGAGUAUCUGUACCAUUGAGCAAACUGAACAGAACACCAUUACAUGCCUUACAAGUUCUUACAGCCUUUCAUGGAGGUGGAUAUUUUGAAACUUUUGAGACCAAUAUUAGUCAUUUUGUUUGUUUGUUUGCAAUGCUCUUUGUAUUUUUUUAAGUGUAGUUAAUCUCCUUUUCAUUGGUGUGAUAAGACGACAUUAUAGAAGAAAAAAUUUGGCAUCUUAUUGUUUUAUUAAUACAUGCUGCCUGUACAUAACAAAACAUAAC
Molecule: messenger RNA, 1879 nt
Organism: Stomoxys calcitrans (stable fly)
Lineage: Eukaryota; Metazoa; Arthropoda; Insecta; Diptera; Muscidae
Gene: yellow-h
Product: protein yellow
Exons: 3
Coding region: 232-1635 (467 amino acids)
Cellular component (GO): extracellular region
Source: RefSeq, a predicted model, not a curated record